Molecule: messenger RNA, 3135 nt
Organism: Carya illinoinensis
Lineage: Eukaryota; Viridiplantae; Streptophyta; Magnoliopsida; Fagales; Juglandaceae
Exons: 15
Coding region: 241-1572 (443 amino acids)
Biological process (GO): gluconeogenesis
Cellular component (GO): cytosol
Molecular function (GO): phosphoenolpyruvate carboxykinase (ATP) activity; ATP binding
Source: RefSeq, a predicted model, not a curated record
UUUAUAACGAAAUGAGGCCGUGCUUACGGUGCUGUGUGGACGGCGGUGGCCGGAUUUUAGGUCUGGAAUUCAAGGAGAGACGAGGUGAGGUGCGGCGUGGGUUUGAAAUUCUAAAACCCAGAACGCUUGUACACACAGAAAAUACCCCAAAGAUUCGUAAAUAGAGAAAGCCAUCAUCGACAGUGACGGUGGGCGCAGAUCCUCAGAGCCAGAGGAAGACCAUUGCAAGUUCUAAGGAUCAUGAGGAACUUAGUCGUUAAGUGGUUCCUUCAAAGCUCAAGCUCAUUUACUUGCCCCUACUUCUCAAGAUCCAGCCCUUUCUUGCUCUCCUCUCGAUGGUACUCAGUUUCUGCUCCACGUGGUAAUGAGGAAGCUGAAACAGUAGUGUUUCCAAGGGAGGGUCCUGGGUUUUCUUAUGGUCUCCACUGGGCUUUGGCUGCAAAAGGUGUUCUUGUAAAGGAAAACGCUUUUCGAAACCUGGAGUCUUCUGAACUACAGCGAAAGGGUGCAAAAAUUGUGGAUUCCUUGGCGGGACUUCCAGUUUAUGUUAGAGGAAGUAUUGUUGGAGGAGCUUCAGAAAUUUCCAAGUCUCAGUUUGGCAAACUUUUGAAACAGGUUUCAAAUCACAUAUCAUCCAUUUCAGAUGUUUUUGUUCAUGAUGGGGCUAUUGGUUCAUCACCAAAAUGUGAUGCAAAAGUCCGUGUAAUAAGUGAUAGUCCUUCAGCUGUGUUAUCACUUUCAAAUGUUCUCUGGAAGACUCCAACACGUGCAGUUUCACAUGAUUCUUGUCCGUUGAUGGUCUAUGUUGCAACAUCUAUAAGUCCAGGGGUGGGUGACACUGUUGGCUUGGGAGCUCAAGGGAAUAAGGGAUUCAUAGCUGCAGAUAUCGAGCGAUCAUCACUGAUUUUAUGUGGUAAAGCAUUCUCAGAUACAAAUGGGAUUAAAGAAGCACUGGCUUCCUUGUCUGGACCUAUCAUAUCUUCACGGGGAGGCCUUCCUCUAUCUGGAAGGCUCUUAGUGUCUGGUGAUUCAGUGGUUCUUUUGUUUUCACCCUAUCAAACCAUUCAGAGCUGCACGGAGUCCUUCGUGUCUGCAGAUGCAGGUGUAAUUCUUUCUUCCGAAGGUGUUGCACCGUAUUUUCAAAGUGAAAAAUCUGGUGGCACGAAUUUAUUUAAAUUGCCAGCUGCUGUUAUCCUUGCAUCUUCUGAUAGUUCUGGAAGUAUCCCUUCUGCAUCAAAGCUCUCUCCUGGGCAAGCAGCCUAUCACUUCCUGGCAGGCUAUCAAAAUGGGAAGUUCUUGCCUGCAUACAGCAAUGGCUCUUCAUCUAUUGACCUGUUAGAACUUGCAAAGGCUCUUUUGUCCAAGUUGCAAGAGAACGAAAUCCCAUCUUUCCUCAUCAAUGUCAACGAGGGGGAAAAGAGUGUAACUGGUAAGAAUCUUGUUAAGUUGGUGGAAUCAACUCUGUCCAAGAGCAUCCCCCAAUUUGAAGCCAAAGGUGGAAAUCUUCAAGGAAAGUACAAGAGCUUUUUAACAGGAAAAUUUCAAGACCUACCCAAGGAAUUCUCAUUCUGAGAACGAUAAAUCCUUUUUGCCUUUUCCUUUGAAGCUCUUGUUUUCCUAAAGGCAGCUGCAACUUUGCUGUUAACGCUGAAUCUAGAAAAUUGUGGGAGCUGCCUGAAUCUAUAAGGAUCACCACUUGUUCACCACAAAGACUCCCAAGUAAACGUAUUGUACUCACCGUGGGGGUUCCCGCUAUGGCAGCCAAGGAAAUUUCCAGCUCUUCCUUGCUGCUGGUUGGUGUAGUUUUGUUUUCCAGCACUGUUUUGUCGUCCAUUCCGACCAUCGGCAGCAGUUCCUCUUCCUCACACAACUCCUCACAUACUUGCUCAUUUACAUCCAAGAGGGCAUAACAUACGUACCGGGAUUCGAAUUUCAUCUUUCAGGCCACAAAGACAACAGCUCAACUUAUGAUUAUCCGAGAGAGCUCGUAAGCGGUUGGCCAACCUUUCAAAUUGGCUCAUGUAAGACUCAACCGUAGUGGUCUGUUUCAGCCUCAUCAAUGCCUCCAUUGGAUCGUUGUAGGCCAUGGGUCCAAAACGCAACAGCAAUACUCUGGAAAAAGUGUCCCAAUCACGGCAUAACCCCCCAUCGACAACAUUUUCGAACCAUACGAGAGCAUCUCCUUCCAUAUGGUAAGAGGCCAUCAAUAGUCGUUGAGGCAUUGGUGUUUGGUGGAAGUCGAAAUAGUGGUUGGCUUUAAAAAGCCAGGCGGCUGGAUUGAGUCCUUGGAAAUGGGGAAAAUCCAUCUUGACCCUUCUGGAAUUCAUUCUUCUUGGGUCAUGAUUUUCCACUUCAAAGUUGGCUUCAUGGUUAAAAAGUGGAGAAGGUGGUGGCUGGUUCUGUCAGUUCAUCAAGGUGUUUAUGGUGGAGGAGGGAGCAAGCAAUGGAAAUACAAGAAUGAAGGGAAAGCUGAUAACCUGUUUGAUGAAAGGUUUCAGCCACAAGUUGCAUUGAUACGAUCCUCUUCGAGGGAGAAUCAACCUCCUUACAAGACUCUAAAAAGAGCAAUUCUAGGGGCAACCGGGGUUGCGUCCCCGCCGCGGCCACUUUCGCCAUGUCAGCCAACUUUUUUUCUUUUUAUUUAAAAAAAAAACCAAAAUAGAUGCCAUGAAAGCGGGAAAUGAAAUAGUUUCCCAGUUCAGAAAUUCAGUUUCGUCUUCGCCACUCCUGAGCUUCGUCUUCUCCCGAGCUUCAUCUUCUCCCAGGCUUUGUCUUUCUAGUCUGUGGCUUCUGUGUUCGUGCGAGAACGAAACCGAUUGUUGCAGUCGCCGUUGUGGGACAGUCCAGAUCUCUGAGUCGCGGUCGUCGUCGUGGGUGAGAGGGCAACUGGUCUCCAUCUGCUAUUAAGAUGCAUGUUGGGGCGAUGGAUGGAAGACAGACGGAUAAUGAGAAUAGAGCACAUCAGAUCUUGGGGAUUUUGGUUUAUGAUUUCGAGAUCUAUUGAGUGUAUUUUCUUUUCUGGUAUUGUGAUUGUAAACGAUAUGUGAGCAAGUGAUUGCAAUAUGUGAGUUGAGUAAGUGAUUGUAAAAAAGACACUGAAUAUUUUGUUAUAUAAGAUUUAUCAGUUUCUACAAA